AACCCGCCGCCAGCGCGGACCUGCCCGGGCCAGGGGAGAGGGGACCCUGCUCCCGGCUCGCCUCCAGCCCCGGCCGUUUCCCGACGCCCCCCGGCACGGAGCGCUGGAAAUGAAGAGAGUUUGCACUUUGUCCCUCUGGCUCUGGAUCGGGAUCGUCUCGGAGGCAGAUCUGGUGAGAGGCUAUUCUAUGACCCCACCCACUCUCAGCAUUACCGAGGAGGAACACACCAUAAACUCCAAGGAUACCCUGACUAUUACCUGCAGAGGGCAGCACCCCCUGGAGUGGUCGUGGCCUGGGGACCUGGUGGACCCUGACCAGGGUGAAAAGGAGAACGAGACAGUGGUAUUGGUGAACCUCAGUGACGGCCGGACCAUCAGGGAGGAGGAUUGCGAGGGCACCAACACAAAGCCCUACUGCAAGGUCUUAGUGCUGACCGGGACCCAGGCUAAUGACACAGGCUACUACAGGUGCUACUACAAGUACAUCAGUGCCAAAAUCGAGGGCACCACUGCGAUCAGCAUCUACGUGUUUGUGAGAGAUUUUGAGCAACCAUUUAUCAACAGACCCGAAACACUCCUCAUCAACAAGAAAGAGAACACCUGGGUGCCCUGCUUGGUAUCCAUCCCAGAUCUUAACAUCACCCUGUUCUUGCCAAGCUCCAUUAUCUACCCAGACGGGAGAAGGAUUCUCUGGGACAACAAGAAGGGGAUGCUGGUCCCCACCCACCUGAUCAGGGACUCCUUGUUUGUUCAGUGCGAAACCAUCAUUGACAAGAAACUCUUCAGGUCCAAUUAUUUCAUUGUGCACGUCACAGGGAAUGAGCUGUAUGAUAUCCAGUUGUUUCCUAAGAAGGCCAUGGAGCUACUAGUGGGAGAAAAGCUGGUCCUCAACUGCACAGUGUGGGCUGAGUUUAAUGCUGGAGUAAACUUCCAGUGGGAUUACCCUGGAAAACAGAUGCACCGGGCUGUCACUGAGCUGCCUGAGAGGCGCUCCCAGCAGACCCACACUGAGCUCUCCAGCAUCCUGAUCAUCCAAAACGUGAGCCAGCAGGACCUGGGGAAAUACAUGUGCAUGGCCAGCAAUGGGGAGCAAACAUUCAAGGAGAGCAUCGAUGUCAUUGUGCACGAGAAGCCCUUCAUCAAUGUGGAGUGGAGGAAGGGGUCAGUGAUAGAAGCCACAGCAGGAGACGAAGUCGUGAAACUGCCAGUGAAGGUGGUCGCCUAUCCCCCGCCAGAGUUCCAGUGGUACAAGGACGGCAAGUUAAUUCCCAACAAGCAAUCUCCCUAUUCGAUGCAGAUCAAAGACGUGUCAGAACAGAACUCCGGGACUUACACCUUAGUUUUAUGGAACAGGCUGGCUGGGCUGGAGGAGCGCAUUAGCCUCCAGUUAAUAGUCAAUGUUCCUCCGCACAUUCACGAGAAGGAAGCCUCUUCCCCGAGCAUCUAUUCCCGUAGGAGCCACCAGGCCCUCACCUGCACAGUCUAUGGCAUCCCAGCACCAGAAGUGAUCCAGUGGCAGUGGAGGCCGUGGAGCCCUUGCCGGAUGUUCUCACGACGUAGCCUUAGCAAGCACCGGGCAGCAAGGCGCCAUCAGCGGGACCGGAUGCCCGAGUGCAAAGACUGGAAGGAUGUGUCCCCGCAGGAUGCCGAGAACCCCAUCGAGAGCAUUGACACCUGGACAGAGUCUGUGGAAGGAAGAAAUAAGACCGUCAGCAAACUGGUGAUCCAGGAAGCCAAUGUUUCCGUCAUGUACAAGUGCGUUGCCUCCAACAAAGUGGGUAGAGAUGAACGUCUGAUCUACUUCUAUGUGACCACCAUUCCAGAUGGAUUUGAGAUUGAAUCCCAGCCCUCAGAGGAGCCCAUUGAGGGACAGGACCUGAGGCUGAGCUGCAAUGCAGAUAACUACACCUAUGAGAAUCUGCAGUGGUACCGUCUGAAUCUCUCGAAGCUGCACCACGAGGAAGGCAACCCACUCAUCCUGGACUGCAAGAAUGUCCACCACUACGCAACCAAGAUGCAAGGGGAGCUGCACUUCAAACCCGACUCCAAUGACGCUGCCCUGCUGCUCACCAUCCCAAACAUCUCCCUGAGGGAGGAGGGAGACUAUGUGUGUGAGGUGCAGAACCGAAAGACCAGAGAGAAACACUGCCACAAAAAAUACAUCUCUGUACAGGCCCUCGAGGUCCCCAGACUGAAGCAGAACCUGACAGACAUAUGGGUGAACGUCAGCGACUCGAUAGAGAUGCGUUGUAAGGUGGAUGGCGCUCACAUUCCUGACAUCAGCUGGUAUAAAGACGAGAAGCUGGUGGAAGAGGUUUCAGGGAUUGAUCUGGCGGAUUCGAACCAGAGGCUGAGCAUCCAGAGGGUGAGAGAAGAAGAUGCUGGGCUCUACCUGUGCAGCGUCUGCAAUGCCAAGGGCUGCGUGAACUCUUCAGCCAGCGUCUCUGUGGAAGGCUCCGAUGACCGGACCAACGUGGAGAUUGUGAUCCUCAUUGGGACCGGGGUCAUCGCUGUCUUCUUCUGGAUCCUCCUCAUCCUCAUCUUCUGCAACAUCAAAAGGCCUGCCCACGCUGACAUCAAAACCGGUUACCUGUCCAUCAUCAUGGACCCCGGAGAGGUUCCCCUGGAGGAGCAGUGCGAAUACCUGCCCUAUGACUCCAGCAAGUGGGAAUUCCCACGGGAGCGACUCCGGCUAGGUAAAGUCCUAGGCCAUGGCGCUUUCGGGAAGGUGGUGGAAGCCUCUGCCUUUGGGAUUAAUAAGAGUAACAGCUGUGAAACUGUGGCAGUUAAAAUGCUGAAAGAGGGAGCUACUGCAAGUGAGCACAAGGCACUGAUGUCAGAGCUGAAGAUCCUCAUUCACAUUGGAAAUCAUCUCAAUGUCGUUAACCUGCUGGGUGCCUGCACCAAGCCCAAUGGCCCACUCAUGGUUAUUGUUGAGUUCUGUAAAUAUGGAAACCUCUCCAACUACCUGCGAACCAAACGGGAAGGAUUCAGUCCUUACAGGGAGAAAUCACCCAGACUGCGCAUCCAGGUCCGGUCCUUAGUAGAAGCAGUGAGAGCAGACAGAAGGAGUCGUUUUGGUACCAGCGACACCGCAAUCUUCAACAGGCUUCUGAUGAACAAGAGCCAGACAGCACAGCCUAUACAGGAAGUGGAUGAUUUGUGGCAAAGUCCAUUGACUAUGGAAGACCUAAUCUGCUAUAGCUUCCAGGUGGCACGUGGAAUGGAGUUCCUGGCAUCCAGAAAGUGUAUCCACAGAGAUCUGGCAGCUCGGAACAUCUUGCUGUCAGAGAACAAUGUGGUGAAGAUCUGUGACUUUGGGCUGGCCCGAGACAUCUACAAGGAUCCUGACUACGUCAGGAAGGGCAGUGCUCGCCUUCCUCUGAAGUGGAUGGCUCCAGAAAGCAUCUUUGACAAGGUCUACACUACCCAGAGUGAUGUCUGGUCCUUUGGAGUCCUCCUCUGGGAGAUAUUUUCACUAGGUGCCUCACCCUACCCUGGAGUGCAGAUCAAUGAGGAGUUCUGCCAGAGACUGAAAGAUGGUACCAGGAUGAGAGCUCCAGAAUACGCAACUGCAGAAAUUUAUCGUAUAAUGCUGAGCUGCUGGCAUGGGGACCCCAAGGAGAGACCAACUUUCUCAGACCUGGUGGAGAUCCUGGGGGACCUUCUUCAGGAAAAUGUCCAGCAGGAGGGGAAGGAUUACAUCCCACUGAAUGACUCUCAGAGCUCCGAAGAUGACGGCUUCUCCCAAGUACCUUCCUCUGCCCAGCAGAACUCUGAUGAAGAGGAAUUUGACAUGAGGCUACGCUGCCACAGCUUAGCAGCGAGAUAUUAUAACUGUGUGUCAUUCCCCGGUUGUUUGACUGGAGGAAAUCAGAUAAGGUGUCCAUCCAGAAUAAAGACAUUUGAAGAGUUUCCCAUGACACACACAACGUAUAAAACACACCCGGACAAUCAAACGGACAGUGGGAUGGUCCUGGCAUCAGAGGAAUUUGAGAGGAUAGAAAACAGACACAGAAAAGAAGGUGGAUUCAGCAGUAAAGGGCCCAGUCGAAAUGCAGAGUUGGCAGUGGAACAGUUGGCAGGUGUCGACCUGAGAGACAGGUGUCGACCGUUGUAUCAGUCCCAGGUUGGAGGCCAGACUUUUUACAACAGUGAAUAUGGGGAACUGUCAGAACACUCAGAGGAUGGCAGCUACACCCCACCUGGAGAGGGGGCCAGUCCCUCCGCUGUCCAUGCAUCCUUCUUCUCAGAGCAGUAUUAACAGGAACAGGCUGCGGAGACACCAUGUGAAGACACCACCUUCCACCCUUCAUGCUGCAUUGCCACUGCCAUAUGGAGCUUCCCCUCCAACCCAGAACAAACCACAGCAGGAAAUCCCCACAAAACAGAUGGAGAAAGGGAGCGAGAACACCUCGGAAUUACAGACUGACUCAGGAUGCAGCUUCUGAUCCACUCAGGCACGGGAGAGAGCACGUCACUGAUUGGGAUGUUUUGUUUUAUUUGUACGGGUGAGACGGACUAAUUCCACUGGUUAGCGUGCGUCUGUGCUGAGUGCUGCAACCGCCUCUAUUCAGAUAGGCUUCCACUCAGUAAGCCCCAUUUCAGGUCAGAUAGAAAUAGAUCUGUCUGAGUCAAGGUUCUUCCUGAUGUGCAGCCUCAAAUUUUUUUCCUUGGAUUGUUUUUUCUACUCUCUUAGUCUUCAUGACUUCAGCCACUGAGGAGAGGUUCAGAACCAAAGGGAAGACUUACGAAGUGGUACCAGCAACAAGAGCAGGACAUUUCUGAGCAGUGGAUGGGAGGAUCCCAGUGGAUUCAGAUAUUCCCCGUAAACAUACCAAUGUGUGUGUAACCCACGAAAGCACUCCCGGCCCCUCAAAACCACUUCAUCCAGUCCCACCAAUAUUCCUCUGUGAUUGAUCCUCAGGCAUGUAGCAUCCCUAGCAAUGGAGACCUGCCUUUAUAUCUAAUCAGAUGGAAUAUUUUUGCCAUUUUAAGCAACAAGCCCUGAAACAGUUAUCAGCUAAUAGCUAAAGUCAGCCCAGUGAGAUAGAGAAAUAGCCACUGUUUUUGUAGACCCUGUGAAAAAGUCAAGUUUUAUACACUCUUUGCUGGCAGCAGGUAACUAAUCAUCCCUCUCCUCAGAGCCCUGCUACAGUUUGUUGCUCCAAUUAAAAAGUAAACAAAAUGAAGUCAUGUUAAUUUCAGCUGGAUUCUAAACACAACAUUUUUAUUUGCAAUGAGCUGUAAGGGUUUUACAAACAAUGGAGAAUACAAAGCACAAAGAUAAGGUCCCUUUAACUGCGUCACUUUGUUUGCUGGUGUCACUGCAGUGGAAGAGAGAACCCUGCAUUGUGGGUCUGGUAAGUGCUAUUAACUUGGAUAGACUAUAUUGGCUUCACAUACAUUUGCAUACACUUGCAGCAGCCAAUGAGCCAUUGCCCCAGCAGGAUCUCCAAAGGGGAGACCACACCUCAGACAGACUCCUCUUCAGCAUCUAUCACAGCACUUUGCCAGAGUCUCCAGCAUAGUGAACCUGUCUUUCAUUCCAAUGGGCUUUCUUAGCUGUGGGAUCAAGAAGUAUUGGUUUCUAUAGAAGCAGCUUCAGUAGCUUUUUUAUGUGAAAUCACAUGAGCUCAGAAGCUCUGGGGACUCUCUGUGCAGCUCAUCUGAACACAUUUCUGUUCUGAUUCCCUGCUAUUUCCCACCUGCUUUUCCUCUCACUGCCACAGAGUAUCUUCACACAAACGUCAGAGGAAUCUUUGUGAAGAGGCUCAUUUGAGCAGCUUAUGAGUUUCCUUUUAGCAUCUCAUCCCACACACCUUCAAGAGGCAGAAGCUCCCUGUACCUUUGACAUCUCAGCACCAGAGGAAUUCUGCUUGCAGGCCAGGCUUCUAUGUAUAGAACUAGGGUUUUGUUUUGACUUUAUUAUUAUUAUUUUUUUGGUAUCAGAUAUAUUUUUCCAGAUUCUAUUUUUCCCCCAUAAGAGGGUUUUGUGCAUUUACAAAGUUAGCACUAUCGUCUGUACCUUUCCCACAUUGAGUUGUAUGUCGUGGCUGCACUCAAUAUCUUGUCUGUUUGAUUACAAUUCUCUGCACAAGUGUGGGGCUGUGAGUUUACUUGUUGAAUGGGAAUGUAGGUGGUUUUGUUUUUAAGUGGAAUUAUAGUAUGAUGUGCAUAUCAGAGAGCUGGAGGAGAUUCCCCAAAACUCAGACCUCCCUGUGCCUGCUAAUCCCACUGCACUCCAUGGGAAUUCACCCCACAGUUGUCAGCUGCUAGAGUAGCUUUAAGUUGUGGUCAUGACUCAGGUAAGGAACCCUACUGAUGGAGGCUGCUAGGAGAGACACUGAAUCAGUACAUCCUCUAGGUGCCUAGGCCAUGCCCUAUAUUGUCACCCAUUUUUCAGCUGCAGCAGCCCCUGAGCUCUGGGGAGGUUGAUUCUAUGCCAGGCUCACUGUGGCAGAAGCUGGCAUAAACCCAGGCUGAAUUUAGCCCACUCUCUUGAUGUAGUCUUUAGACCCAGCCUUUUUUGUCCUUACUAUACUCAUCACAGGUGCUAGCCUUCAAUUGAGGAGGGAUAGCUCAGUGGUUUGAGCAUUGGCCUGCUAAACUCAGGGUUGUGAGUUCAAUCCUUGAGGGGGCCA
Molecule: messenger RNA, 6644 nt
Organism: Gopherus evgoodei (Goodes thornscrub tortoise)
Lineage: Eukaryota; Metazoa; Chordata; Testudines; Testudinidae
Gene: FLT4
Product: fms related tyrosine kinase 4
Exons: 30
Coding region: 110-4264 (1384 amino acids)
Biological process (GO): cell surface receptor protein tyrosine kinase signaling pathway; positive regulation of kinase activity; protein phosphorylation
Cellular component (GO): signaling receptor complex
Molecular function (GO): ATP binding; transmembrane receptor protein tyrosine kinase activity
Source: RefSeq, a predicted model, not a curated record